Topomyia yanbarensis is the source of this 955-nucleotide messenger RNA. Its product is annotated as galectin-4-like. The record is from RefSeq and is a predicted model, not a curated record. Lineage: Eukaryota; Metazoa; Arthropoda; Insecta; Diptera; Culicidae. The transcript is spliced from 5 exons. Bases 109 to 936 code for a protein of 275 amino acids. Gene Ontology annotation, molecular function: galactoside binding; carbohydrate binding.
GAUGAAUCGGUUGACUUCGUUGGAAAGAACUCUGCCCAUCUAGCAUUAUUGCUGAGUGUGGUUCGUACCAGUUAACAUCGAUAACGGCUGAUCGGUGCAAUAUUUAUUAUGCCUUUGAAUCAGGUGUUGUUGCCAGCACUUCCCUUCAUGGGGAAACUUCCAGCUGAUAUGCAGCCUGGGAAUCGUGUUCGUAUUCGAGGGGUCGUCAACCGACCGAACGGAGAUUGUCGGAUUCAGCUACAAACCGGGGAUUCGUUGAGCCCGAUGGACGAUGUUGUUUUGCAUUUGAAUAUUCUACCGAGCACCAGAGAAAUUCUCAGUAACAGCUAUUGCGAGGGAAAGUGGGGACAGGAAGAACGCUCGGCUAACAGUCCCAUCAAUUUCGAUGACGAAUUUGAACUAAUUAUCUCAGCUGAAGCAGCAGGAUUCUGCAUCGACAUUAAUGACAGUUCAUUCGCCAAGUUCAAUUACCGGUGUCCGGUGCAAAUGGCCCGCUACAUUUUUAUUACCGGUGGUUGUGUGAUUCGUGCAGUGAACUUUGCAAAUUGGAACUCAGUCCCUAAAGUGAUCAGUGUGCUUCCAAGUGCUCCAGUGUUCAGCCAAGCUGCUUCUGCAAGUGCACCUCCGAUGGCGUUCCACUUUCCGGCAUGGCCUCACGGAAAUAUGCAAUAUUUUGCACCAUCACCACCACUGUACCCGCAAUCCGGCCAAGCUACAUUCUUCAAUCCGGCCAUGUUUAUCCAGCAACCUUUGCUAAUGAAUUUGCCCACUGCCAUACCCAAAAACUUCGACAGUGGAGCCACGAUGCAGUAUAAAAUUCUGGUUACUGUGCUUUGGAAAAUCUGCUGUAUCCUGUUCAAAGCUCUUAAACUCAUCGCACUUGCACUGGCUGGUGGUUUCGGAGUUUACUUACUGUCAAAACGAUUGCGAUUGUAAUUUGUGACACCGACCCGGC